AUGGAGGCUGUGGUCGCAGUGGAUGGCAAACGUCCCAGCCCGGCGACUUUGUUCAUUCAUGAAAACACUAACUAUAAUGGAAGGGAAGCGGGUGCGGCGUGCGUUCCCAUGCGAGUCAACGAUAGCAUUACUGUGCAACAACUCGCUGAUGAGUACUGCAUCACGAGUGUUGUGGAAUGUGAUGCCACGGGUAGUGUUCAACCCCGAGCGGUGGCGCUAGAUUCACCCCUUGAUGUUCUCCACGGGGGAAAGUAUUAUAUUGCCAGGCGUGAUGUGAAACAUUUUGCGCGGGAACCCCGGGUAACAUUCCGUGGAAAAGUUACCGUGAGGGAGUUUAAUGCGACACACGGGGUAAUUGGGCGGGAAGGGGAAACAAACGCGAACCGAGGACAAGCUGUCGCUGCGGAUCCCGUAGGCGUAGCCCCAUCCCGCAAGCGGCCCGAACGGGAGGAAGACUUGUUCGAUAGCGGCACACGCACUGAGAUAUAUGCGAAGGAGUACGAAUUUGUGCCCUUCGUGGGGGAUCUCUACAACGAUGGAAGGAAUGGCAUGAUUCAUCUCAAAGAUGUGAAGAAACUCUGUGAAAGCGUAGAUUUAGACGAAGUUGAGUUCAGAGCGCGACACGUACAAGCGGAGAAAAUCCUAACCCAUGCAAAACAACUAUUGCUUAGCUACGCGGACGGCAACGGCGGGAGGACCAGCCCCGAAUACUAG
Messenger RNA from Trypanosoma brucei brucei TREU927, 714 nucleotides. RefSeq lists its product as hypothetical. Lineage: Eukaryota; Euglenozoa; Kinetoplastea; Trypanosomatida; Trypanosomatidae. The transcript has a single exon. The record is from RefSeq and is a predicted model, not a curated record. The coding region runs from base 1 to 714 and encodes 237 amino acids.